Molecule: messenger RNA, 945 nt
Organism: Mesorhabditis belari
Lineage: Eukaryota; Metazoa; Nematoda; Chromadorea; Rhabditida; Rhabditidae
Source: the annotation of a GenBank genome assembly
AUGCUGAAACGUUGCGGUGAACGGGAUGAUUCGAAUGGCGAGGAGUGUCCGGCGAAACGACGGGAAUUUGAGCCGACGCUGAAUGGACACCGGAUCGCGCCCAGCGUUAGCGGAAUCAACUUUCGAGUCCUCCCAAUCCUGCCAGCUGAAUUGACGACCUUUGAGGUGCCGCUCGUGCAAUUCUACGUCGUCCACGUGCUUCAAUUGCAAACGAUUGGCCAGUUGAUCAAAACGCUACCCGACAUUCCCGACGAGUUUCGCCAUUUGAAAAGGAUCAAAAAGGGGAUGAUGCUCGUGUGCCCCGUUCAUUGUGAAUCGCUAUUCGAAGAAGCGAAAAAAAAACUCUUGGGACUGAACUUGCCAUUGGAGUUUCAAAUCGUUGAGGUGCCCGCGAAGAAGCCGUUGACCGAGAGGCAGUUUGAAUUUGCGAAGGAAAAAUGGCCGACCUCGUUCCAUUCGAUGCCCGAGAUAGAGAAGGUGCUUGCGGAUCAACCAUUUGAUGGGGAUGAGUCACGAAUAAUUUUGGCGAAUAUGUCAAAAGUUCCAUCCAAUGGUUGUCUAAUUGCAGACGGAGAGCGGAGCCUCGCGGAAUCAACACAUGGAACUAUGCUUUUGGAGCAUGCGGCACUUGAAGCUAUUAGAAAUUUAGCGAAAUAUCAACAGUCGGAAGCUUACAGUGUUGAAGAGAAUCGAUUCGCUUAUCUCGCCACAGGUUGUGAUGUGUUUUUGGAACAAGAACCUUGCGCGAUGUGCGCUAUGGGUUUGGUUCAUGCUCGAGCUAAACGUGUCUUCUUUCGGAAUCGCUCCUCAAAUGGCGUAUUGGCUUCGGGAAAUUGGCAUCUACAUCUGGAACCAGCAAUUAAUCAUCAUUAUCAAGUUUUUGAGGUGAAGAUCGACAAUUUUGACGUAAACGCGAACGCUUCACGACACUGUGGAGGGAUUUUA